This is a messenger RNA of Closterium sp. Naga37s-1, 2400 nucleotides long. Lineage: Eukaryota; Viridiplantae; Streptophyta; Zygnematophyceae; Desmidiales; Closteriaceae. The record is from the annotation of a GenBank genome assembly.
AUGCAGCGAAUGCGAUUAAGGUCAAGCACGAUGACGCAAUCCACGGGCGAGAAGCUGAGGAACGAGGCGGACCGGCAGAUGGACGUGCUGACGGUCGCCGACACGAGCACACUCAUGCCCACCCCCAUUCGUCUGCGAUUUCUCUCCCCACCUCUCGCCGUGCCUCCAGAGUCGUCAGACGAGAAGCUGAAGCACGAGGCGGAGCGGCAGAUGGACGUGCUGACGGUGGCGGACACCAACACGGGCAAGCGCCGCUUCGUCAUGGACCGCCUGCGCGCCACCUUCACGCGCAACACGUGGGGCUCCGACCGCCAGCGCAAGGCCGCGGGGCUGCGGGAGGCCUCCGCCGCGGACGGCGCAGGCGGGGGGGGAGUGGGAGACGGGGGAGGGGUUGGCGGAGGGGGUGGCGGAGCGGGCGCGGGUGCGCGGCGCGCGGAGGAGGUGAAGCAGCCGGAGGAGGUGUCGGGGGAGAAGGUGGAGAGCCGGCAGAAGCCUCUGCCGGUUAACUUGCCGGCCGUCAAGAAGAAGAAGCGGCGGUCGGGGCCGUUUAGCCGGCGGUCGGUGCUGGAAAAGUCGUCCGUCGAGGCGCUAGAAGCGGGGCAGAUGGCGCUUCGGGACAUGCGCGCGGAGAUGGAGAGAUUAGAGACGUUAGAGCGCGAGGGGAAGAAGGACCCGCGCGCGGACGGCGCGGCCGCGGUCAAGACGUGUCAGAGAGCUAUAGUGCUGACGGAGGGAAAUGAGGAACUCAAAAGCGGGGAUAUUAAUCUGCCGUGCGGGAUGCGCGUGGGCUCCGCGAUUACGGUGGUGGGCAUGGUGCCGUCCGCGCCUGCGGAAGCGGGGCGUGGGGGCGCGGCUCCCGGGCAUGGGGGGGCGGAAGCUGCGGGGAGGGAGGCGGGCGCGGGGGAGGUGGCAACAGGGGGGAAGGGGAGCGGCAGUGAAGGGUCUGCUCUGUCGUUUAUGCUGGAAAUACUGGGCCUGGUGGUGGUGAAGGGCGAGGAGGCAACGCGCAUAUACCACCUGCAUGCACACCUAACGGGCGACAGCAGAAGCAGCAGUGGAAUCAGUAGUGUUGUUGCCGGCAGUGGAGCCAGCAGCAGCAGCAGUGGGGGCAGUGCGGGGGUGCGCGUGAUAGAGCAGAACACGUGCUACCGCGGGCAGUGGGGCGAGUCUGUGCGGUGCGAGGGGUUUGCCUCCACGUACCACGAGGAGAGAGUGGACGGGCAGAGGCGGUGUGAGAAGUGGUCGCGGGACAGGGCGCGCACAGAGGAGGACCAGGAGCGCAUGGACGGCGCUGAAGGCGCGGAUGGCACCCACCUGGACACGGAGAAGCUGUCGGGGUGGCAGCGACAGGUGAUGAAGCAGGCGGACAAGGAGGUAACAGAGGAGUGGCCCUUCCCCUUCCACGAGGACCGCCUCUUUGUGCUCGUCGUGAGGGCUGGCUGGGAGGGCUUCCAUGUGUCCGUCGACGGCAACCAUGUUGCCUCCUUCCAGUACCGCUCGGGCAACCCAUUAGAAGAGGCCACAGCAGUGGCAAUCAGCGGCUCCAUCCAUCUCAAGUCAUUCGUGGCCACGUCACUCCCACUCUCCCCGCCCCUGCGCACGGCGGACCUGGAGGCGAGCGAGUCGCUCAAGGCGCCCGUGGUGAGGGGGGACGCGAACGUGAGCAUGUUCAUCGGCAUCCUGUCCGCCACCAACCACUUUGCCGAGCGCACCGCUGUCAGGAAGACGUGGCUGCAGCACCCUCAGAUCCGCAGUGGGGAGGUGGUUGCUCGCUUCUUCCUCGCCCUGCAUCCGAGCAUUCAAGUGAACGUGGAGGUGCACAAGGAGGCGGCGCUGUACGGAGACAUGGUGGUGCUGCCGUUCAUCGACCGCUACGACCUCGUCGUUCUCAAGACCAUCGCCAUCUGCGAGUUCGGGCUGCGCAACGUCACCACCAACUACAUAAUGAAGGUGGACGACGACAACUUUGUGCGCCUCGACGCCGUGUUUGACGAGAUCCGAUUCGCCAACCAUGCGAGCGGGCUGUACAUGGGCAACAUUAAUGAGUUCCACAAGCCGCUGAGAGAGGGCAAGUGGGCGGUCUCGGAAGAGGAGUGGCCAGAGACCAACUACCCGCCGUACGCCAACGGGCCGGGGUACAUCAUCACUCGGGACAUUGCUGACUUCAUCGUGCGCAUGAAGGAGUACAAGAUGCUCCGGAUAUUCAAGAUGGAGGACGUGAGCAUGGGCAUGUGGGUGGUGCAGUACGGCAUCAACAACACCAUCCACUACAUCCACAACUGGCGCUUCUGCCAGUUCGGCUGCAUGGACGACUACCUCACCGCGCACUACCAGUCGCCGCGCCAGAUGCUCUGCAUGUGGACCAAGCUGUCCAGAGGGGAGGCGAGGUGCUGCACCUAG